Molecule: messenger RNA, 859 nt
Organism: Racocetra persica
Lineage: Eukaryota; Fungi; Glomeromycota; Glomeromycetes; Diversisporales; Gigasporaceae
Source: the annotation of a GenBank genome assembly
GUUUGAUGGAUGUCCUCAAUGCAGAAGAGAAUAUAAAUAUAAAUGCCAAUGCGAAUAUAGCCCAAGUUGCUUCUAACAAUAACAACACACCAAAAAUUAAAAUCAAUGACGAUACAACUAAGAUACAUUAUGCUGCUACAGGAUUUGAAGAAGCUGCUUUACACUACCUUCCAGCCACCCAACUAUCAACAUUACCUCUGUCAACAAUUAAAAAAAAAUUAAGACAAACCAGGUCUGUUCAGAAAUAUGGAACCCAAUUUCACAAUAUCAUAGGGCAAAUCGAAAAUAUGAAUGAGAUCGAUAAGGCGCUAGCCACUUUAGAAAAAGCCUGGGUAUUGGCAAUUCGGUUCGAUACUGUGAUGUUUGAAACGGGAAAGCCCACCACCAACAAAACCCAACAAUAUUUCUAUAUACAAAAAACAAUAAGAGGGAAUGGUGGACCUAUACUGAUAGAGUUAGAUUAUACUAGAGGAUCUAAUCAAAAAUAUAAAAAAAAUGGUCAAAAAGGAAACUGUUUGAAGUGUAGCCAGUUAGGCCACUAUGCAAAAAACUGCAAAAACAAAAAUAAAACAAAACUUACCAACAUUGAAGAAGAGCCUAACCAACUAUCACAAGCUAUCACAAAUAAUAGUUUGGAAUUAAUGCAAGUAGAGGAAAACCAGGAACAGCUAUUAAGGUUUAACAGUAAAAUCAAUAGUUACGAUGUGUGGAUUCUCUUGGAUGGUGAAGCUUCACGAAAUUUUAUUGACGAAAGUUUUGUUAGUAGAAAUAAAUUCAUUACAAUAACUUCUUCCUUCUUGUUAGUUGAAUUAGCAGAUGGAAGAAAGACCACAACAAAUAAAACAAUCGACAUUACAAA